UAAUAAUAGCAAAGGAGAGCAAAAAGCGGAGAGAGAGACUUGUAUUGAAGGCCACAUUUACCCAUUACCGCACUCUCAUUCAUUCCUUCUCGGCUUCACCGAUACUUGCACAUAUAACUUUCUUCCCCAUCCGUAUAACUGUAACAGUAUUUGUAAUUGUACAAUCGCCAGUAUUCAAAUAAUUCGAAUUUGAUCGCGAGCGAAUUCAUUUCAGAGGGGAAACUUUUAGGCAGAUCACGGUGUUUUGAUUCGGAUUUGGAUAACCACGAUGUCGUGCUCAUCGUCGUCUUCGGGGUCGGAGGAGGAGGAUGAGUCAAUGGACUCGUACAGGAAGGGAGGGUACCACGCGGUGCGCGUCGGCGAUUCCUUCGCCGGCGGCCGGUACAUCGCGCAGCGGAAGCUCGGCUGGGGAGAGUUCUCCACUGUCUGGCUCGCCUAUGAUACUCAAGCAUCAACAUAUGUAGCUUUGAAGAUUCAGAAGAGUGCACCACAAUUUGCUCAAGCUGCUCUCCAUGAAAUUGAAAUCCUCUCUGCUAUUGCUGAUGGUGAUCCCUCCAAUAAUAAUUGUGUUAUACGGUUAAUUGACCAUUUUAAGCACACAGGCCCAAAUGGACAGCAUCUCUGCAUGGUUCUUGAAUUUCUUGGUGAUAGUUUGUUGCGACUGAUCAGAUAUAACCAUCAUAAAGGCCUUGAGUUAAACAAAGUUAGAGAAAUAUGCAAGUGCAUUUUGACUGGCCUAGAUUAUUUGCAUAGAGUACUUGGAAUUAUACAUACAGACCUAAAACUUGAAAAUAUCCUGCUCUGUUCCACCAUUAAUCCUGCCAAAGAUCCAAUAAAAUCUGGAAAUACCCCCAUUCUUCAGAGACCUGAGGGGUUCCCGAAUGGGGCAGCAACCUCGAAUCUUAUUGAGAAAAAGCUAAAACAGAGGGCAAGGAGAGCUGCAGCUCGGUUAGCUGGAAGGCGAACUGCAAUGGUUGAGGGAACAAAUUCCAAGUCCUCUAGAUCUCUUGAUGGGAUUGACAUGAAGUGUAAGGUUGUGGAUUUUGGAAAUGCAUGCUGGGCUGAUAAGCAGUUUGCAGAAGAAAUUCAAACAAGACAAUACAGAGCCCCUGAAGUUAUACUCCAGUCUGGAUAUUCUUUCUCAGUUGAUAUGUGGUCAUUCGCAUGCACUGCAUUUGAGCUCGCUACUGGUGAAAUGAUGUUUGCUCCCAAAAGUGGACAGGGUUUCAGUGAGGAUGAGGAUCACCUUGCUCUUAUGAUGGAGCUACUUGGUAAAAUGCCUAAGAAGAUGGCAACUAGCGGGGCUCGAUCUAAAGAUUACUUUGAUAGACAUGGUGAUUUAAAGAGGAUCCGAAGAUUGAAGUACUUGUCUUUAGAUAAACUAUUAGUGGAUAAGUAUAGAUUCUCCAAAGAGGAUGCCCAGGAGUUUGCAGUGUUUCUUUCUCCCCUUCUUGAUUUUGAGCCAGAGAAGCGACCAACUGCACAGCAAUGCCUCCAGCACCCAUGGCUCAAUGCUAAAAGUUCAAAUCAGAAUGAGGUGAGGAGUGAAUCUGGUACUCAAAAAGUUAACGUUGGGAUGAGUAGCCUUCAAGUUAAGGUGGGUAAGUGAUAGUAGGGAUUGAUGGUUGUCACUGCCAGUGCCCAAGUAUUAUGCCCCUCUCUCCACCUGUAUGAUAUUACUUGUGAUUUUUAUGUUCUACCGUUUUAUACGUUUCAAUAAGAUUUGAUUCAUUCGUUAGUAGAAUGCCCUUAGUACCGAAUGAUCAUCCCUAGGAAAUGACAUCAGUGAGAUCAAAUUGACCCCAGUUCCAAGGUAUCACAGUUGAAGCUGAACUUGUAGAUACUUCAGCUCUAUAGGUGACUGUUUUAGUGAUGCUUGCAUUCACGAGACAAAUUCCUUCCAUAUUUCAUUCCAGGAGAGAUGAUGACUUUUGGGUUCCUUUCAUGAACAUGGAUGGCUCUGCAUUGACUUGAUGUUGGUGAUUGAACCCUCUUUCUGGGACACAACUCCUGCAUGUCAUUGAACCUGCUUGAGAUUCUAGAUGAGAGCCACUGGUGGUGAAAAAGAAAUUUUACCUGAAGAUUUCUCUUCAUUACAUGAGCUAUUGGAGUCGGGAUUCUUCUUGCCAAACUUGGUACCACAAUGGCUUCCCAUAUAUUUUUGUCUUUUCAAAUGGUGCUUGUGAUUUUAGGGAACUGGUAGCCAGUCUAAUCCGGUGGAGCUUGAUCUGAGUGUCACAUAACAGAAGCUAUAUGUGGAGUAUGACUUUUGUACACAAGAAUUUUUUUAUUAUUUUUUUCUUUUAUUUUUUCAGGUUAUAAGUUGUCACUGACUUAUAACUGUAUUACUUUUGAUUGUGCAUUAUUUGUGCUGAUAUUAAACUCGCAUUCUUCAUUUGCAACUUUCUGGAUGUAUGUGUGCCUUUUUCUU
This is a messenger RNA of Ipomoea nil (Japanese morning glory), 2431 nucleotides long. Its product is annotated as SRSF protein kinase 3-like. The record is from RefSeq and is a predicted model, not a curated record. The transcript has 4 exons. Bases 269 to 1609 code for a protein of 446 amino acids. Gene Ontology annotation, biological process: regulation of mRNA processing; protein phosphorylation; spliceosomal complex assembly. NCBI's taxonomy places the organism in Eukaryota, Viridiplantae, Streptophyta, Magnoliopsida, Solanales, Convolvulaceae. Gene Ontology annotation, molecular function: protein kinase activity; ATP binding.